AUGGUGGAGCGCUCUUCCUCUACACCAUACGUGUCGGUGAUGGACCAGUACGGUUACCAAAUCGGCAAAGUGAUUGGACACGGCUCAUACGGCACAGUCUACGAGGCAUACUUUGCCAAACAGAAGAGUAUGGUGGCCAUUAAGAUUAUCUCCAAGAAGAAGGCCUCGGAGGACUACCUCACAAAAUUCCUCCCAAGGGAAAUUCAGGUGAUGAAAAGUCUGCGCCACAAGUACGUGAUCAGUUUCUACCAGGCCAUAGAGACGACCUCCCGGCACUACAUCAUCAUGGAGCUGGCGCCCAGCGGCGACGUCCUGGAAUGGAUCCAGAAGUCCGGCGCGUGCACUGAGUCCCUCGCGGGCAAGUGGUUCUCUCAGCUGGCUCUGGGCAUCGCCUACCUGCACGGCAAAGGCAUCGUCCACCGGGACCUCAAACUGGAAAACCUCCUCCUGGACAAGCGGGAAAACAUCAAGAUCUCCGACUUCGGCUUCUCCAAGAUGGUGUCGGGCCAGACGCAGCCGGCCACCACGGCUUCGUACCGCAUGAUGAGCUGUUUCUCCCACCUCAGCCAGACCUACUGCGGCAGCUUCGCCUAUGCUUGCCCGGAGAUCCUGCUGGGCCUGCCAUACAACCCCUUCCUCUCCGACAUCUGGAGCAUGGGCGUCAUCCUCUACACCUUGGUGGUGGCCCACCUGCCCUUUGAUGACAGCAACCUCAAGAAGCUGCUCCGGGAGACCCAGAAAGAGGUGACCUUCCCGGCGCAUCUCCAGAUCAAUGAGGAGAUCAAGGACUUGAUACACCGCAUCCUGCGCCCAGCCUCAAAGCGCCUCAACAUUUUGGAAGUGCUGAAGGUCUCCUGGGUGCUGAAGUUUCUGGUAGAGAAGCCCACCACCGAGAUCAAAGCCCUGGAGGCCAUCUGUGGCCCGCGCACCACCGAGGGCGCCAAGCACAACACGCCCAGCACCAAGUCGCGCUCCCUCACCUUUACGCCGGACAAAAAGAAGGCCGUCAGCCGCACCCGCAGCACCGGCCAGAUUAAGGGAAACAAGAACCCGGACAAGCCCAGCUGA
Messenger RNA from Varanus komodoensis (Komodo dragon), 1068 nucleotides. It is a transcript of the gene TSSK4, whose product is annotated as testis specific serine kinase 4. Bases 1 to 1068 code for a protein of 355 amino acids. Gene Ontology annotation, cellular component: cytoplasm. The record is from RefSeq and is a predicted model, not a curated record. Gene Ontology annotation, molecular function: protein serine/threonine kinase activity; ATP binding; tau-protein kinase activity. The transcript is spliced from 4 exons. NCBI's taxonomy places the organism in Eukaryota, Metazoa, Chordata, Lepidosauria, Squamata, Varanidae. Gene Ontology annotation, biological process: intracellular signal transduction; microtubule cytoskeleton organization; protein phosphorylation.